Rhizopus microsporus ATCC 52813 is the source of this 425-nucleotide messenger RNA. RefSeq lists its product as uncharacterized. The transcript has a single exon. NCBI's taxonomy places the organism in Eukaryota, Fungi, Mucoromycota, Mucoromycetes, Mucorales, Rhizopodaceae. The coding region runs from base 6 to 377 and encodes 123 amino acids. The record is from RefSeq and is a predicted model, not a curated record.
CAAAUAUGUCUACUCAACAAUACACAAACGACAAUACUUUGCCUACCACUACCUCAAACCCUGACGACUACCAACAAGAUCCAAACCAGACAAGCAGCGGAAACCUUCGUGUUGAACGCACGACUGAUGAUUUGACAAACAAGAUAUCUGCCACACCAAGAUCCCUGUCCUCUACUGUAUCCAACCAAGGCUCUUCUACAGAAUCGAGCACGACUGAGCCUCCUAGCGCUGAUUCUAACGCUUUCUUUGAACCUGAUCAAAAUAAUGAACAAACGCAAAUGUCACCAGGCGAAAGAGCCAAGAAGCUCGAAAAGGAAAUGAAGGAUACAGACAUCAACCGUCAAAGAGACUCUCAAGGCGGUGCUCUCUUUUUGUAAAUAAAACUUAUCAUUUAAAGUGUCCACGUGAUCUGUAAUAAAAGUGGC